AUGUACCACCAACGGCGGCGGAGAGCUACCGGUGGUGGAUUCUGGCGCAUCUAUAGUAGUUACACUUUCUUUUACGUGCAUGCACUCCUGUUUAAUAGUGAAAUUCCUAUUUUUCCCAUUCAAAAACAAGCAACAGAUGUGAAGCACAGAUUUAACUUUACCUUGGCAAACUUAAAACAGCGGGUUCCAAUUUCCACGUUGAGAAUAAAAACUAAGGAAUCUCUGUCAGCUCUGAGGAGGCCCACUUGUUUUGUUAUUGUGGUUGCGAAAUUUCGGGCAUAUCUGGAUUUGGUCGGAACUAGUGUUCUUUGUUCCUGUGAUGGACUUGGUCUUGACACGUCGAUAACUGCUAAGGCAACCUUCUAUGGAAAUGUUGGGCACUUAGUCAAACCAAGUGGAGCUUGUGGCUAUGGAGAAUAUGGAAGAACAGUCAACAGUGGAGCAUUUUGUGGCGUCUCUAAGCUAUACAACAAUGGCACUUCUUGUGGUGCAUACUAUCAGAUGAAAUGCAAGCAUCCAGACUACUGCAAUGAAGAGGGGACAGUUGUGGUGGUAACAGACUCUGGCGAAGAGAAAGCAGAUUUUAUUCUCAGCUUUAGCGCCUACGCAAAAUUAGCUAAGCCUAUAAUGGUUGCAAAGCUUAUCGGGCAGGGUGAGGUUGAAAUAGAGUAUCAAAGAGUUCCUUGCAAGUAUGCAACUGGUGCACAUCUUGUGGUUAAGGUUCAUGAGAGCAGCAACUUCCCUAAUUACUUAGCCAUAGUACUGUUAAACAAAGGUGGACUAAGCGAUAUCAUGGCUAUUGAAGUUUGGGAGGAGUCCCACAAGCAAUGGAAGUCAAUGGUGAGGAUGUUUGGUGCAGUAUGGGCCAUUUCAGAUCCACCAAAGGGAGCACUGAAGUUCAGGUUUCAAGUGAGAGGCAGUGCAGGAGUGGUGUGGGUGCAGCCCCUCAAAUUGAUUCCUAGUGAUUGGAAGGCUGAAGUUCUGAUUGACACCUUCAUUCAACUUACUUAA
Molecule: messenger RNA, 1011 nt
Organism: Lycium ferocissimum
Lineage: Eukaryota; Viridiplantae; Streptophyta; Magnoliopsida; Solanales; Solanaceae
Product: expansin-like B1
Exons: 5
Coding region: 1-1011 (336 amino acids)
Cellular component (GO): extracellular region
Source: RefSeq, a predicted model, not a curated record